ACGUCACUUCCUGCGCGGCAGAAAGGAAACUACAGCAGCAACUUCACUUUUAGCAUUUAGCAUGUUUAUUCCUGGUUCUUCGCCAUACAACAGUCUAUACAGGAGUGGACUUUGGCUUUUCUGGACAUCGGCUAAUGGGAUAUCCUCGUAACACCCAUGUUGUUGACACUUUUUACUUUAAAAACUGUCAUUUUCUGCACUGUUGCAUAUUAGCAUGCUGCUAAUAGCAUUGGACGCUGCUCCUAAGUUAAUAACGCGAGCAAUACAGAAACAGUCACGUUUAACUGUGUGCACUGUACUGUUUUUAUUUCCACGUAGCCCACUUCAUAUUGAGAUCUGAUUAGCUUUAGUAUCAGAAAACACCAUGUCCUUUCAGCUAACGGCAGAGCAGCAGAGAAUGAUCGAAGAGAACAGGCGCAAAGCUUUGGAGAGGAGAGCGCAAAGACUCGGACAAGCUGCGCCUACGAACAGACUUACCACCAGCGGGUCAUCGGUGCAAGUCUUUGAGUGUCACAAACCAAAUGGAGCUCCAGUCGGUGUUAAAGAACCUACAGUGCCACUUUCUGGCCCACAUCGAUUUGUCCCUCCUUUUAAGACGGUCCACAACAGUCACACCAAAGCCCAUGUACCUGUCUCUGCAUCCGGCCCAACCACACAAAGCAGCCGCAGUAUGUCCAGUGCAUCUCCUCCCAGAAAGAUACAAAUUAUUGAUGCGCAACCUCAGAAUAAAGGUCAACAUGUUAGCAGCUCUGUCUUGUCCAGUGGAGGCCUGGCUGUGAAUCCGCGACAUGCACAGUCAAAUGUUGCCUCUAGCAACUCUGAAGAUGCAGUGAGCUCUUUUUAUAAACCACCCAAUAAAUCUGCCCCAAAUCCUAUGGCAAGGCCUGCUUCAGGCUCCACCACUGUAAACCCUGCACCUGCGAAGAGACCUACAAUCUCAGUGAGAGCCAAGUGUGUGCCGCACACUGAGGGCCGCUUCAGAGUGGAGGUGGGAUUUCAUGCAGAACUAAUAGCUGUCUUCAAAUCCAUCCCUUCUAGGAAUUUUGAUCCAGCUACAAAAAUGUGGAACUUCAGUCUUGAAGAUUAUCAGCAUCUAAUGCGGGAUGUAGCGGCCAUCACCUCAGUGUCUCUGAGGCCUCUUGAGGGGAUGGAAGCACUGGACGUUGAAGUUGCUACGAGCCACGCCAGAAAUGGAGCGGCUUUGGGUGCACUCCUGAAACUAUGCAGCGGAUGGCAGAAACCUAGAGCUACCUUACAGGGCCAGUGUGUCCUCAUGUCUCCAUCCAAGUUUGAGGUGGACAUUGGUUACCAUGUGGAUGUAAUUGCUGCCUUUAAGCAAAUGUCAACCAAGAGUUAUGACAUGACAACAAGAAAGUGGAGCUUCUCACUUGAGGAUUACAAACCACUGAUGGACCUCCUGAGUGGGAUAGCAGCCGUGGAGGUGGAGCCUCUUCCUCGGGCAAUAAUCCAAGCUUUCUCUGCCAGGUUUGAAGGGCCUCAGGCCAGGUCUGUAGCUAUCCCUGAGGCAGACCUUUCCAACAUUGACCCCAUACUCACCACAAGCCUUAUGCCCUUUCAGAGGCUUGGAGUCAAUUUUGCAGUGUCGAAAGAGGGUCGGCUUCUCCUGGCUGAUGACAUGGGUUUGGGAAAGACCAUACAAGCCAUUUGCAUAGCUGCUUACUACAAAAGUGAAUGGCCUUUACUGGUAGUGGCUCCUUCCUCAGUCCGAUUUACAUGGGCCGAGGCCUUCAAGCACUGGCUGCCCUCCCUGAGGCCUGAGAACAUUAAUGUAGUGGUAAAAGCCAAAGACGAUGUCCGCUCUGGUUUAGUCAACAUCAUCAGUUAUGACCUCCUGAGCCGAAUAGACAAACUAAAUCCCAGAAAUCCCUUUAAGGUUCUCAUCAUGGAUGAAUCCCAUUUUCUAAAAAACAUUAAGACCGCGCGUUGUAAAGCGGCGCUUCCACUGCUCAAGGCAGCAAAGAGAGUCGUUCUUCUGUCUGGGACCCCAGCCAUGUCCAGGCCUGCUGAGCUUUACACCCAGAUCCUGGCUGUCAGACCCACACUUUUCCCACGCUUUCACGACUUCGGGCUGAGAUACUGUGCUGCCAAACAGAUGAACUGGGGCUGGGACUACUCAGGCUCGUCUAAUCUGGGCGAGCUAAAGCUGCUGCUGGAGGAGUAUCUGAUGCUGCGGCGCCUCAAGUCAGAAGUCCUGUCUCAGCUGCCUGCCAAACAGCGUAAGGUGGUGACAAUUACCAUUGACGGGAUCAGCACCCGCACCAAAGCCGCGCUGUCUGCUGCCGCCAAGGAGCUGGCAAAGGGGCAUCGCAAUAAAAUAGAGGAGAAGGAAGCACUGCUUGUUUUCUAUAACUACACGGCUGAAGCAAAGCUACAAGCCAUCAUGGAGUACGUCACAGACAUGCUCGAGUGUGGGAGGGAGAAAUUUCUGGUCUUUGCACAUCACAAGUUGGUCCUGGAUCAUAUCACUGCAGAACUGACAAAAAAGAACGUGAGUUUCAUCCGUAUUGACGGGACAACUCCCUCAGCAGAGCGGCAGCAGCUGUGUGAGACGUUUCAACACUCCACUAAGCCCUAUGUGGCAGUGCUGUCUAUUACCGCCGCCAACAUGGGUCUGACUUUACACGCUGCUGACCUGGUUAUCUUCGCUGAGCUGUUUUGGAACCCUGGGGUCCUCAUUCAGGCGGAGGAUAGGGUGCAUCGAAUUGGACAAACCUGCAAUGUGAACAUUCACUACCUGGUUGCCAAGGGAACAGCUGAUGACCACCUUUGGCCGCUUAUUCAGGAGAAAAUGAAUGUCUUGGAGCAGGUUGGUCUGUCAGAGUCAAAUCUCUCAGAAAAUGCAAUCAGCUCGAGCUUCCACUCAAAAGAUCCAAAUCAGAGAAACAUCAUGGAAAUGUUUCAGAGAUCAUUCACUGCUGAAGAUGAUAUAGAUGAAGCUCUCUUAGUAGAAGCUGCUAAUGAAUGGGACGGCACCACACCUGCUGAGAAAAGCUCCAACAACCAUUCUUGUCUGGCCACACAAAAUACUACCAAAAGAAGCAUUGGGGACUAUUUCAGUCGAUAACAAACACUGACUACAUAUAAAUGACAGUAUCUAUAGUUCCAAGUUCUAUUUUAUUUCCCUAUAAUUUUCAAAUAUCAUGACGUUCUGUUGUAAAAAUGAGUACAUGUAAAGCGAUACAUUAAUAAAAAGGAUUUCUUUUACAAAGCAAAAAUAAAUCCCUGACUCUAGAGGCUGUCUUUCCAUGAAUUAUUAAUACUCCCUAGCAGAGCGGCAUACAGCAUGUGGUCACAGGGCAUUCAAACCACCACAAAUCUAUGAAGUCUAU
Periophthalmus magnuspinnatus is the source of this 3350-nucleotide messenger RNA. RefSeq names its product SWI/SNF related, matrix associated, actin dependent regulator of chromatin, subfamily a-like 1 (gene smarcal1). Lineage: Eukaryota; Metazoa; Chordata; Actinopteri; Gobiiformes; Gobiidae. The transcript is spliced from 17 exons. Gene Ontology annotation, molecular function: ATP binding; ATP-dependent chromatin remodeler activity. Gene Ontology annotation, cellular component: nuclear replication fork. Gene Ontology annotation, biological process: replication fork processing; DNA repair. The record is from RefSeq and is a predicted model, not a curated record. Bases 365 to 3085 code for a protein of 906 amino acids.